Molecule: messenger RNA, 375 nt
Organism: Rotaria sordida
Lineage: Eukaryota; Metazoa; Rotifera; Eurotatoria; Philodinida; Philodinidae
Source: the annotation of a GenBank genome assembly
AUGAAAGGGAAACUCUUUUUUCAAAGAUCUACAUUGUCUCUUUUCGCUUCAUCGCACUUGUGGCCGACAUUAAUGGAGAACGAUACUGAUAGCAAAAUUCUUACUAUGGCGGAAGUUCGUGAACUUCUUCAGGAUAACAAUAAAUGUAUUGUCAUAAUCAAUAAUCGUGUAUACAAUGUGACACCAUUCCUCACUGCGCAUCCUGGUGGACAACAAAUUUUGAGACAACACCAUGGAAAAGAUGCAUCGGUCCCUUUUGAAAAUAACAAGCACAGCAAAUAUGCUCGUAAGAAAAUGAAACAAUACGAAAUUGGUCAACUUCAUUCUGAUGAUAUUCAAGCACUAGUAAAGCAUGAUAGUAAUCGGAUGGAUUAA